AUGUUUACAUCCAUAAUAGUGGUGAAAUCUAUUGAAUGUGUAUGGGGGGGGAAACGAGAAGGUAACAACAUAUACGAUUUCAACAUAAUUUUGAGAAGUACAGUUGACACUAUAAAGCAGCGUCGAUUAAACGUCACUUCCAUAAGCUCUUCAUAGACGACAUCAACAGAGACAAAGACUGUGAAGAUGGGAGGAGCAGUGAGUGCGGGGGAGGACAAUGACGAGUUGAUUGAUAACCUGAAGGAGGCCCAGUACAUCCGUUCGGACCUAGUGGAGCAGGCCUUCAGGGCCAUCGACCGGGCCGACUACUAUCUGGAAGAGUUCCGGGACAGCGCCUACAAGGACCUGGCCUGGAGGCACGGCAACAUCCACCUCUCAGCCCCCUGCAUCUACUCAGAGGUGAUGGAGGCCCUGGACCUCCAGCCUGGCCUCUCCUUCCUCAACCUGGGCAGUGGCACGGGCUACCUCAGCACCAUGGUGGGACUCAUACUGGGUCCAUUUGGAGUGAACCAUGGUGUGGAGCUGCACCAAGAUGUCAUUGAGUAUGCAUACCAGAAACUGGAGUUCUUCAUCAAGACCAGCGACAGCUUCGACAGGUUUGAGUUCUGCGAGCCCUGUUUCGUGAUAGGGAACUGUCUGGAGAUAGCCCCAGAGAGUGGUCAGUAUGACCGGGUGUAUUGUGGAGCUGGGGUGCAGCGGGAGCAGGAAGACUACAUGAAGAACCUGCUCAAAGUAGGAGGAAUCCUAGUGCUGCCGUUGGAGGAAAAGUUGACCAAGAUUACUCGAACAGGUUACAACAGCUGGGAGACCAAAAAGAUCAUUGCUGUGUCAUUUGCCCCACUGGUGUUGCCCAAACACAGAGACAACAGUAAACCUAAAGCAGUGCCUUUACCGACCAUGUUUAAGGUGCGGACUCUGCAGGACUUGGCUCGCAUUUCUAUCCGCCUGACGUUGAAGAAGACAGUGGCAGGGCCAGGGCCGUUGCCCAGGAGGAGGAUGGCCCACAGCGGGGAGCGGUUCCGACGGAGGCAGGCCCAACACCGUGGCUCCACCUUGCUCUCCAACCGCUACGUAUUCAUGAGCCGCCUCAUCCCCGGGCCGAUGGACAACAACAACAACCGCUCUGGAACCGACACUGAAGAAGAGCAGGAGGACGAGGUGGAAGAAGAGGGGAACUGCAGGGUUCUAGGAGAUCCUGAGGAAGAGGAGCAAGAGGAGAGGAGGGAGGGCGGUGCCCUUCUACAUGAGGCUCCAGUGAACCUGCUAAGAGAGAGGAUCCUGGGUCUGCCACUCCCUGAGCCUCUGAAGAUGUACCUGCUUCACUACAGAGAGAAGUAGGGAGGGACAGGAGACGUGAAGCUGUGCGCCCAUUCUAUAACUUGUUCCCAUCCCUAUGCCCUUGUUGACUCCCCUUUCUGGAUUCAGAAGUAAUGGAUGUGUAAGAAAUAGGCUGAUAACUCCAGUGGAAUGGCUGAAAUGAGUUCCCACUAUUUUUUAUACAGCCUACCUAAUAAGUUGCAAGUCAACAACAGGUGAAUUUGAAAUCACCCCCUAAAAACGUAAUGUUGAAAUGAAUAUCUAGAAGAAUUGGAUAAGUAGAAGCAAUAUAAUAAUGGCACCAUCUCCCCCUCCCGAUAGCCCAGGUACGCGUAUCCAGAGGUGUCUAGGAGGUAACGGUUGAGUUGGAAAAACAAGGAUGGCGAGUUAGGGAUUGGAAGCUUACUUAGUCAGUCCCAGAGACGUCACCACCACCAGCCUCCUAGGACUAUCCCAACUCCUCUGAACACUGAAUUCUCAUGUCACUCAAUGCCCUACCUGUGAACUCCAUCUACCCAUCUUGUCUUGUGCCUGACCGUGGCACCCAGUUUCCAAGUCCUUCUUUAUUCCCUUAGAAUUUUGUAAAUGUGAUUGUUUGGAAAAUUAUGCUUUUGACUGUGACCGAACAAUUCAGUGGAGCUUUUGAGAUGGACUUACAAGUACUGAAAGCCCCAAAUGUUGUGGAAAUAUUUUCUCAUUCUGUGUUCAUAUCUUACUGCAUUGAAUGUACUUGGUGAAAGCAGGGAAUUCGUUGAGGCCAUUUCUGUUCAGGCACAUGUCGAGGGCUCCAGGCAUUAAAGUAUAGUAACACAUUUUUGCACACAGUAGGUAUAGAAAUGAAAUGACCACAUUGUCAAACAGCAUUAUCCAAAUUCACUCGUUUUGUGAAUUCUUUCAUCAAAUCUUUUCAAAUAAUGGGAGACUGUAGAACACCCCUGGAUUAGGGGUAAAAAGUGAAUGAGUGUGGGAUAGCAAUUUACCAUUGGGUUCUUAAUGCAGAACUGUAAUCAAAGUAGUGAAGAAUGUAUGUGUAUCCACCUGUGAAGGAAUUUAAGUACUAAUUUGUCUACAUUGGAACUUCAGUGUAAUGCUCUUUGAUGGUGUUUAUCGGUUGUUUAUAAAAUGUUUUGUCUUAUG
This is a messenger RNA of Salvelinus namaycush (lake trout), 2454 nucleotides long. RefSeq names its product protein-L-isoaspartate (D-aspartate) O-methyltransferase domain containing 2a (gene pcmtd2a). The record is from RefSeq and is a predicted model, not a curated record. Gene Ontology annotation, molecular function: protein-L-isoaspartate (D-aspartate) O-methyltransferase activity. The transcript has 7 exons. Gene Ontology annotation, cellular component: cytoplasm. Bases 187 to 1338 code for a protein of 383 amino acids. NCBI's taxonomy places the organism in Eukaryota, Metazoa, Chordata, Actinopteri, Salmoniformes, Salmonidae. Gene Ontology annotation, biological process: protein modification process.